Messenger RNA from Vespula pensylvanica (western yellowjacket), 4693 nucleotides. RefSeq lists its product as uncharacterized. Lineage: Eukaryota; Metazoa; Arthropoda; Insecta; Hymenoptera; Vespidae. The record is from RefSeq and is a predicted model, not a curated record. Bases 241 to 4596 code for a protein of 1451 amino acids. The transcript has 15 exons.
AAAUAUUGAAAUAUAAAAAAUGUUUAAAAAAUAUCGCCAUUGUUAUUAAAAUAUAUAUACUACACUCUGCACGAAUGAUGUAAAAACUUGUAUUGAACGUUUCAGUAUAGAACAAGGCGCGGGAAUUAUGAACCUAUUAAUAUUCUGGAAGGUUUUGAUGAAGUAUCGACGUUUGAUGUACAAGACUUUAAAGAUACGACAUUUUUUCCACUUCAAUUUAAUAGACAUUUAUUUUGGUUUAUGGCAGGCAUUAACUCUAAUGGAAUUUCAUUAUAUCAAUUAAACAAUAACAAAUUUGAUCAUAUUAAAUCAUAUUCACAAUAUAAUGGCAUGCGUAUAAUAGUAGACAACUGUAUGCAUAAUACUGUAGCAGUAAUUCAAACUUUUAAUGAGAGUAUAAUAAUAUUGAAAUUUAAUUAUGAUAAGACUGCAUAUAUAUUAUCCUUUGUGCAAAGUCUUCAAAUACCUGCUAUAACUGAUAUACAUACAUGGCAUUACAUGAAUCAUUUAUAUCUAGGCAUAGCAUCACGUCAUAAUAUAUCAAUAUAUAUUUGGCUUGGAGAACACUUUGAUUUUAUACAAGUUUUGAAUUUUGGAGCAGAAAAAUUAACGUUUUUUCAUAAUAAAGGAUUUAUGAAUCUUAUUUGUACUGCAUCUCGUACAAUCAUAUUACGUCAUUUUUUCCAUUUUAAUAGAUUUAUAAUAAUUCAGACCUUACCUGCUAAUAAUGCUAUUAUGACAUUUGAUGUAAUCAAGGAUCAUCUUAAGGAACAUUUUAUAUGUUUAUCUACACAUCAAAAUACAGUCGUGUACAAGGAAGUACAUGGAUAUUUUGUACCAUUCCAAAAAAUUUCUGUCGCAGAGAAGAUAAUACCAUUAAUAGUUAGAAAAGCUGUUAUACUAUUAUUACUCAAUAAGAAUGUUAUAACAAUUUAUCAGUAUGAUGGGUGGAAAUUUGUACAAUUAAAUGUUAAAGUAUCAGAAGUCAAUGAUAUUUAUUUGGUUUAUUUCUAUGAAAAUGAAUUAAUAAUUAUAAAACAUGGAGUUUCUACAUGGAAAUUAAUAAAACCAAGAUGGGGUGAAAAAAUAUCUUUACUUGGUUUCGAAAAUGAAAUAAAAUCUUGGUGCAUUAAAGCUAAAACUAUUGCACAGAGAAUACCUAAGGCUAGAAUAACUAUAGAAAAACCAUUGCCAAUAUUAAAUGGUCAUAUACGUGAAAUUCAUACUCAAAAUAUAAAUGGAUACGAUUCAAAGGAAUGGCAGAAUUUAACGAGACAAUAUAAUUAUUUAACUACAAAAUUAAAAGCAAUAAAUCAUUCUUUGAGUAAAAAAUUAAACAACAAUAAUAGUCAAUUUAAAACACUACAUGCUCAUAAAGUACAAGUAACGUGUGAAUCACUAUGCAAAGUUAAUAAUAUAAUAAUAAAAGAAAAAACUAAUCCAUUGUUUAAAUUAAGAUCCAUAAAAAACAUUGGUCAGAAUUUAACAUUUACAAGUUUAAAAAUAGAGAACAUUGAUAACUUCAAAUGUCCUAUUCCUGCAUUUACACCUAAAAAUUUUUAUCUCCAAGGAUUAAUUAAUAAUAUUUCAUUAUCAGAUUUACAAAAAAAUACAUUAAAAACUAGUGGUAAUCAAAUGAUUACAGGUGAUCAUGUUUUUGUUGAAUUAGAUGUUUUUCAUAGCGUCAUGCCAUUAGAUAUUGCUACAAAUUCUACAAUGAAAAGUGUAUAUGCUAAAGAGAUUAGAGUAAAAGAAUUACAUUUAAAAAAAGAUGGAUUUUUAUUACCAUUAAAUGGACCUCUAUCUAAAAUAUCAGGAUGUAUAACAGCAUCAAAAGUAAAAGUAAAAGGGCUUAUUAAUUUAAAUGGAGGAUUGAAAGGUGAAAGUACAAGUUCAUUAAUGCCAGUAAAACAUGUGCCAGAUUUUAUGGAAAUAAAUGAAAAUCGCAAUUUCCACAAUAUUACAAUUGUAAAUACAUUGAAAACUAAAGAUGUAUAUAGACAAAGUGGCAAAUCUCUAAAAAUUAUUUUAGACAAUGGAAUAUUAAUAAAUAAUAAUAAUUUCCCAAUGCACUUAAUAUUUUCCAACAAUAAUGUGAUCUGGAGAAAUGUUACAAUAAAAGAUUACAAUAAUUGGGUAACAGCUCAUUCUGAUAAUAAAGUGAUCAUAUCAGGAAAAAAAGAAACAAUGUAUAAUGUGAUAUUACCACAGUCAACUUAUAUACAAUCACUGAUUCCAAAAUACAACUUUUCCUUAUGCGUCUCAACUGCAAAUGUUUCAAACAUAAAAUUAUCUCAAGUAUUGAUAGAAAAUAUGACUGUAGAAAAUUUAAACAGUUUUCAAGUAUUUGGAGCAAAAGAAUUAAACUCUACUAUUUUUGAAACAACAGCUUCUGUCAAUGCUAUUGAUCUAUCAAAAAAGUAUUUCAUAGGUGUAACUACUGUGAAAAAUAUUCUACCAUCUAAUAUUAAAGGAUUUAAUCUAGAAGGAUUUCAAGAAAUUUUAAACAUGUGGAUAGAAAAAAACAUUUUUAAGGAUAUAAGAAAUGCAACACGUGUAAAAGUUAAUAAUCUUCAGACUCCUACAAAAAUAAAUUUUCCAUUUCCUACUACAGUUAGGAAUGUGAUAUCAAAAGGAAAUACUUAUGCUACAAUUAUUAAUGGUGAAGAUAUACAUCGUUUUAUGAAAAAUGCAGUUAGAGUAAAUGAUACAAUUUCUUUAAAUAAUACAACAUUUAGUGUGGGAUUAAAAUCUAACAAUGUACAGUUCUUCUAUGGACCACUUAAUUUCACUUAUCCAGGAGUUCAUCUAAAUUUGCAUUCAAAGCAUAUUUUGGGAAAUGUGCAAAUAGGAAUGCUGAAUAUAUUAAAACCUAUUAUUCAUGAAACAUACAAUACCUCAAAAAAUUAUAUAAUACAAGGUAAUGUAACUUUUACAUCUGAACCUACUAUCAAAAAUAUAAAUAACAUCAAUCUGGAAAAGCUCUCUUCAGAAAUUUAUAAAAUUGAUGAAAAUAUGGUUGUAUCUGGUAAUAAUUUUCUAAUAAAAAAUAUGACUGUAAUAGGAAAUAAUAUUUCUAAGACAUCUCUUUAUAUACCAUAUUACAAUUCUUGGACAAAUAUCUCAUACAGUCUAUUGAGUAAAACUAAACCUCAAGAAAUAAGUGUCCCUUGUUGGUUUAACAAUAUAGAAGUUGACAGUGUCAAAGGUUUUAAGAAUUCAUCUAUAAAAUCUUCUGAUGCACAAAUAAAAAAUAUAAUUGAAAUGUCUCUUAAAAGAAAUGAGUCUCAAGUAAUUCAGAGCAAAUGGCAUUUUGAAAAAUUAAUAUUAUCAGGUCAUGUAAAUUUACAAGGAAAAAUUAAUAACAUGAAUUUAAGAACUGAUGUUGUCAAAUAUAGUAAUAAACAAAAUAUUAUUACUGGCACAAAGACAAUUUUAGGAUUAGCUACUGAACAUUUGCGUGGAUUAAAUUUCAAUGAAUGGUCAAAAAAUGCUGUAUUAUUAAAACAACAAAAUCUAAUCAUAGUGAAAGGCCAAAAGAUUUUUACAGACAUUAAUAUUUCAAAUUUAAGUUUGGAUGGUGCCAUAAUGGGGAAAAACAUAAAAAAUGCAUUUUUGAAAUCAAAACCACAAAUUAUUAAUGGCUUUAAAAUUUUCGAUGGUAAUAUCAAAAUGCCAAGCUUAUUAGUUGAUGGUUUAAUGAACGAUGUUAAUUUUACAAGUUUUAUUAAUAAUCUGUUGAAGAAAAAUAAGCCUGUACAAACAUUGAAUACGGAUAUUAUUUUAAAAGAUAAUUUAGAAAUAUUGGGAAAUAUUUUCAUUGAUGGUCUUUAUAAUGGUAUCAAAGUAAAUAACUGUAAUGAAGAAUACAACAAAAUGAAAUCAAUAGAAAAAAAUUUGACAGAGAUUGCAGACGUCAUAAAAACAACAGGAACUGCCUUAAAUAAUCGAGCCUUUUAUUUAAAUAAAUUAAAGACUUCUAAAAAUAUUACUGCAAUAAUAACCAAUUUAAAUAACAAUCUCUUACAAAGUAAUAUUAAUUGUCAAUGCAAAUUGAAGAAUGUAUCACUAUUUUGUAAUGAUGUUGAAAUACAAGGCUUCAGCCUUGGAUCAAACAUAAGUAAUUAUACAAGAAUUCAAAUUUUAUCGAUUGAGGAAGUUACAUUUAUUGUAUUCAUUACAUCAGAUUGUGUUUCAAUUGGGAAUAUUAAUAAAGCUAAAUUUUAUGAGAAGAAAGUUUUUUGUGUACCAAAUAUUCUCCAAGCAUCAGUAGAAUCAGUAGGAAAUUCAUUGUGGAUUAUUUUACAAUUACCUUUAGAAAUGUUAGCAUUACAUUAUGUUUCAUGGGAUAACAUUAAACAGUAUACUUUACCACCUUCAAAUAUACUUAUUACUAGUGCAUCACCAAAUAAUGAAUUAUUAAUGCUUCGAUCAGAUGGAGUUUGGAAUAUUAAUGAACUUGGAAGUCCACGUCAUAUAUUCAAAACAGAUUUAAUAGGAACAAUUGAAACAUUCUCGUAUGAUAAAGAAUAUUAUAUAAAAAGUAUAAAAAACAAUGCUACUAUUUUCAUGAAAUCUCUAUAUAUAGGUAAUUAAAUUGCUUCAACAAUAAAUAAAAAUAUUACGUAUUUAUCUGUGAUAUGUAUGAACGUUACUCUAUAAAUAUUAUAGAAAUUCUAUUUAUAUAAACAUA